Messenger RNA from Macrosiphum euphorbiae (potato aphid), 261 nucleotides. NCBI's taxonomy places the organism in Eukaryota, Metazoa, Arthropoda, Insecta, Hemiptera, Aphididae. The record is from the annotation of a GenBank genome assembly.
AUGAGUGACUACGGUUAUAGCACCUACGGUUAUAGCACCUACGGUCAUAGCGACGGCAGUGGGGUUUACAAAAAAAGGGUUUGUGGCCACGAACCGGUCAUAAACCCGACGGGCAUCAUUAGAGCGGCCGCAUGGAUGUUGGACAAUCGUACAAUCGCAUGGUGGUCGCUGGGCAAUGCAUUACUACGGCCGUGGAAGACACCUUACGGCUUGGCAUUCGUACCAAGGAUAUGGGUGGUGAUAAGACCUGCCCGCAAUUGA